This is a messenger RNA of Homarus americanus (American lobster), 1410 nucleotides long. RefSeq names its product transmembrane protein 231-like. Lineage: Eukaryota; Metazoa; Arthropoda; Malacostraca; Decapoda; Nephropidae. The record is from RefSeq and is a predicted model, not a curated record. Gene Ontology annotation, cellular component: ciliary membrane; ciliary transition zone. Bases 54 to 719 code for a protein of 221 amino acids. Gene Ontology annotation, biological process: regulation of protein localization; cilium assembly. The transcript has 5 exons.
GUUAUGUGUCUGAUUAUUCUCAUUCCUGGACAAUAAUUGUUGACAGUUUAAACAUGGGACUGUAUGCAGUAUUUCAGCGUCCCCAAUUUAUAACUCACAAGACAAGUUGGUGCUCUAAGGCGACAUUAUUUUGGAUUUUCACACUUGUAUUGACGGUAAUGACGCCUCUCGUAGUGGUGUACAGGAGUAAUGGUCUUUGGAUAAGAGAGGCUGAAUUUCGUGAGCAAGCUGAUGUUCGGUUCAAACAUCAGGUGCUUCUAAUUAUUGAUACCUCGCUAGGACCUGUUGUGUGGUCCACCUAUCCAGCUUUUAAUUCUUUGAUGGGGAAUUAUCUUAGAAUCCCAUUAAUCAAGUCACAUGAAGUUGACAAGAACAAUGAUGGUGUGCAAGAAGGACUGGAUUUUACUUUGACUUUACCACUGGCAAACAACGAAUUAGUUUAUGGCACAAUGCUGCUGCUUACCUUUGACUACAGACUUCAUCAUAUGUGCGAAGUUGUGCUAGAAGGGCUUGGGGUUGUGCAACACAGCAGUGGAGUCCCAGUAUCAGCAGUUUACACCUGGGCUGAUCUUACACUUCAUCAGCAGCGCCCUCUACCAUACUCAGGCACACACUCGCUCUAUAACACAUCAGUCUUGCCUUUGUCUGCAUCUUCAGCUAAAGAUUGGAAGUUGCAUAAUAUUCUUUCAAACUACUGGAAAAGAAAUUGUCAGGUCUAAGAGGGCGGACAUGUUAGCAGCAUCUGCUGUAGGCUUUAUCUGGCAUGGAAAGCAGAACUUGUCUUGCAGUUAAGGGAGUGAAGUGGUUUCCUGAUCAUUACUGCAUUUAUUACUGUACGUAUAAUGGAAAUGUGCAUGGAGAAAAACCAAGAUCAGACAAAUUGUAUGGUAAGUAAGAUAAAUUUUUUCUCCGUAAUCUAUUAUUAUUCAUUCUUGUGUAUAAUUUAAUUAAAAAAGGUUAAUAUUUUUUUAAGAAUUGCAAAAAUAAAAUAAAAUAAAAUGCACAUACACAGAAUCACCCAAUUUUUCUGUGGCUGCAGAUUAAGGAAGGAUUAAUGUAUAUACAGAUACAGGGGUACAUUAAAUAAUACAAUAAAAUUUUCACACAUCAUUCCGGACCAUCAAAAUCCACCUUUUUAAUGGUAUCCUCAAGUAGUGUCAGGAAUCCCAAAAAUACUUGGAACCAGCCUAGAGGCUUUUAGAAAUUUGAUGUAGUACUUCAGUAUCUACUUCAGGAAUCCAUGUACUGCAUAAGUUUAACCCCUUGUAUACGGAAUCCACUCUGCUGAAUAAAAUCGUGUGGCAUUAGUUAGCUAAAUAAAUAUUCUGUACUAGAAAGUGGCAUCUCUGUAAUGGAGGGGUUAAUAAAAUUCAUCUAUUUUUAUUUUGAGCAAGUGAGGCCAGCGAUCAA